Perkinsus marinus ATCC 50983 is the source of this 2532-nucleotide messenger RNA. RefSeq lists its product as hypothetical. The transcript has 23 exons. The record is from RefSeq and is a predicted model, not a curated record. NCBI's taxonomy places the organism in Eukaryota, Perkinsozoa, Perkinsida, Perkinsidae. The coding region runs from base 1 to 2532 and encodes 843 amino acids.
AUGUCCACUCGCAACGAGUCUGGUCAAUCGGAUGGCAGCGAGGAACAUAACCAUUCUGUUGACUCGGGGUUAUUGCCACAACCACCAAUAUCGAAAAUUUACGGCAGUGAGGAAGCUCGAGAGCAAGCUGUAGCCUCCUUACAGGCUCUGUUACGAGAUAAACUCAUGAGUAAACCAUCGAGUGAAUUCGAGUAUAUUGUCGUUGAAGGAAGAGUAGCGACGUUGUCGGCUGCGAAGGGUGGUGAUAAAAUAAAUCCAAGUAAAGCCAGGGAGGAGUUAAAGGAAUUAUUGGAAUCGAAGAAGGAUAUGUACGUACACGUUCAUGUGAAUUUACCGAGGUCGAAUUUGGGAAAUCGUGGGAUAAUUGAGAUUUUGGAGGGUUUGAUUGGCCACUCGAAAGCUCGGCUGAGCUCUUUGAUGAUUUCGGGAAAUAAUUUAACUGAUGAAUUCACGAAAUGGCUGUCGCGGGAAGUUGGAGAGAAUUCGAAUGACGAUAUAUUUACGGCGGUUAAAGAGAUUGAUCUGUCGUAUAAUUAUUUGACUGCUGGUGGUGUUGAGAUGCUCACGAGAGCUCUACCAGAUUUGAGGAAAUUGGAUGUACGUAUGAACAUGAUUGAGAACGCGGGGAUGUUUCGAGGAAAUAGAAUUAUUGAGAUCUUCCCACAGAGGAUGGACAGAAAGGGAACAGAUGAUGCUUCCGCGUUGUUGCAAUCAUUCCGACAAAUUACUACAUCGGGAGACGACGCACCAGAAAAGGUAUCGCAAGAACUACGGAAACUGCAGGGGUCCCGGUCCAAGUUGUAUGGGAAUGCUGAUGAUGCUAAUAGGCUUGGGGAUGAUCUUAUGGCGGCGUUUAAGGAGGCGAAUGAGAAUAAAGUUAACUCUGCGGGUAGAGGGGAGGAGGACCCGCAUACCGCGCCACCAUUUGGGAGUUCUUUUGAGUCGGCUGGGACGGUUGGUGGGCCGAUGAAUACGCCCAUUGGUCGGCCGAGAUUCUCCCCGAAUGACGUUGCUGCUCUUGCACAAUCACAACUAAAUCGUUCGGGUCAAACGCGACUUGCCGAUUUGAAGUACACCUCCUCCUCCUCUUCUGGUGGUGGUCCUAGCCUAACUUCAGCAGCUCGGAGUGGUGAUCCGUUUGCUGGGUUGAAAAUGCAUGGGGGAAGCUCCCUUACACCCGUCCCUACUAAAUCUAGUAGAGCUGUCGUCGAAGUGCAGUCGUUGAUAGCACGUCUAGAGGCUAACGAGAGGCGAGGAAAGGUGGACGGACAACAACAGCAGCAGAAGAAGGAUAAUGCGGUGUUGAUGCGCGCACUGGUGGAGCAGCUCUCUGCACUGCAAGAAUCGGUUAAUAGAAAUCAAGCAAAGGCUCAGCAGCAGCAGCAUGCCACUGGACUAGCUAGGCAACAACAGCAACAACAACAAGCGGUUCAAGGCGAUGGAGGGGAGGAGCACAGCGAGCCAACGGUUGCGGAUCUGUUGGGCACUUUGAGGAGGUUCCUCGAUGAGCACAAGGCGGCGGAGGCCACUCAACCGCAGAAUCUGCCGACUGGGCAGCAGCAGCAGCAGCAAACGAUGGAGACGUAUGGGAAUGACGGAGGAGGGGUGAAGGAGCAACGAAUGACGGUCGCGGAAAUGGAACAGAAUUUGUUCAACUCGUUAAGGAAGGGUGAUCAGAAUUCUCAGCAGACCUUUUCUGGAGGUUCUAACUCGAUUGCGAAUAGGAUUAUCAAUGUGAGUUGCCCGUUUCCUGGUCAGCAACAUCUGUAUGAGGGAGAUACUAUUCUGGCGAUUAAUGGUGUCGGCUUGGUGCCUAAGACUAACUCUGAUGCUAAGCACAUUCGUACUGCGUUUGGAAGGAAUCUUUUUGAUGGUGUAUUGUGUACGGUAUUACGUACGGCUGAAGGAAGGGAGCAGAUGAAGAGCUAUCGGUCCGUUAGUGUGAAUAGGAGGCUCUAUAUUGAAGGCUUGUUACAAGCCACGGAUGUUACGUGGAAGGAGUUGGCGAAUUCUGGUCUAACGAGUGACCCCGAUACAGCAGUCGGUGAUAUUGCAGCGAGGAAAGGGUGUAGGGGCGGAUUGCUGCGAGUGUCGGUGGAAGAUGCGGCGCCUAUGGUUAGUCUUAAUGGUGAUAGGGAGAGUGUCGAGCAAGUGACGGAACAAGUGACGGAGUUGAUCACAGUCUUGGCAAAACGGGUCCGCGAUGAGAGAACUAAUAAGGAGGCGGCGGCACAAGCGGUGGCGGAGUUGAAGGCAGCGGUUUUGGCGAGAGCGAAUGCGGGAGUUCCACCACCACCACCUGUAGCUGCAGCUAAGCAGGAUUCGCCAGCGUCUGUAGGCGAAGGUUCGCCCGUUUCCUCGAAAGAGGUCAAGACUGAUGAAGACGUCCGAUCGGGCGGCGAGACGAGUUCGGAGAAGGAUGGUACGAGAGGAAAAGAAGCGGAAAGCCGUGAAUUGGAAGCGGACCCGGGAGAAGAUUCGGAAGGAGUGGAGUUUACUUCGGCUAAGGAAUCUGAGGCGGAAUCGAUAUGA